Messenger RNA from Musca domestica (house fly), 2668 nucleotides. Its product is annotated as trehalase. The transcript is spliced from 7 exons. Bases 313 to 2046 code for a protein of 577 amino acids. The record is from RefSeq and is a predicted model, not a curated record. Lineage: Eukaryota; Metazoa; Arthropoda; Insecta; Diptera; Muscidae. Gene Ontology annotation, molecular function: alpha,alpha-trehalase activity. Gene Ontology annotation, biological process: trehalose catabolic process.
AGCGAACAAACGUUUUUGGCCAUCAUUCCACGGCAAGCAAGCAAAGCGAAGAAAUGCAAUAAAUAGUUCUGUUUUGAAAUUGCAACGGUAAAAUAGUGUGCUUUAAAGAACAAAAAAAAAAUCAAAAGAGUAAAAGAAAAAAAAAUUACAUUGUGUUCGGACUAUUUUUAAAAAAAAUUGUUUUUAAAAGAAUAAUAAAAACAACGAAACUCUCUUUACAAACAAGUGUGGUACAGUUGUCAAGCAAGUCAUUGUAACGUCAACACGCAUUUCUGUUUUUUCGUUUUGUUGGUACUUUGAACCAGUUUCCCAAUGGAAUCCAAAUCCGACUUAAGCUCCUCGGAACUCCCACAAGAUCAAAUCUACUGCUAUGGCGAACUGCUGCACACCGUACAAAUGGCCCAUCUCUUUGCGGACUCAAAGACAUUUGUCGAUCGCAAACUCAAGAAUACCCCAGCCGAGACCAUAGCCAAUUUCCAAACGUUUAUGGCAGCGAAAAAUAACUCCCCAACCCAGGAUGAAAUACGGGAAUUCGUUGAGAACAACUUUGAUGAUCUGGGCAAAGAAUUUGUACCCUGGGAACCCACCGAUUGGGUGGAACAUCCUGCCUUUAUUGACAACAUUAACGACCCGGAUCUGAAACAGUGGGGUGUUGAUUUGAAUGCCAUUUGGAAGGAUUUGGGUCGCAAAAUGAUCGAUGAUGUCCAUGCCAAUCCUCAUUUUUAUUCCAUUAUUCCCGUCGACAAUCCUGUCAUUGUGCCGGGCGGACGUUUCAUUGAAUUCUAUUACUGGGAUUCCUAUUGGAUUAUUCGUGGUCUGCUCUACUCGCAAAUGACGCACACGGCCCGUGGCAUGUUGGAGAAUUUCAUGUCAAUUGUUCGCCGUUUUGGAUUCAUUCCCAACGGAGGUCGUAUUUACUAUGCCCAGAGAUCACAGCCUCCGCUACUGGCAGCCAUGAUCAAAUCUUAUGUGGAGUUCACAAAGGACACCCAAUUCGCUGUACAAUCGCUGGAGGUGUUGGAACAUGAGUUUGAAUAUUGGAUGAACAAUCACACGGUCCAGGCCAAGGGUUACAAUGUGUGUGCCUAUGGCGGUAUAUCGCCUGGCCCCCGCCCCGAGUCCUAUCGUGAGGAUAUUGAAACCUCCAAGGCUUUUGUGACAGAUGCCGAAAAAGAGGAACACUAUGCUGAGUUGAAAGCUGCUGCUGAAUCUGGUAUGGACUUUAGUUCACGUUGGUUCAUCAAUGACAAAGGUGAACAAACUGGAGAUUUAACCCACCUGAAGACACGGUCCAUUGUUCCGGUCGAACUGAAUGCCAUCCUGCAUUGGAAUGCCAAGAUUAUUGCCGAGUUCUAUAGGUUGGCUGGCAACAAUUCAAAGGCGGAGGAGUAUGAAAAUAAAGCGGCGAAAAUUUUGGAGGCAAUUGAGGCUGUCCACUGGAAUGAAGAAGCCGGCGUCUGGCUGGAUUAUGAUCUAAUCAACAAUAAGUCCCGUAACUAUUUUGUACCCACCAAUUUGGCACCGCUUUGGACCAUGUCCUAUAAUCUCAAUGAUACCGAGAAAAUAUCCAAAUCAGUUUUGAAAUAUAUUGAAAAAUUGGAAUUGGAUAAAUACCCGGGUGGUGUACCAAAUACCCUGUAUCGUACCGGUGAGCAGUGGGAUUUCCCCAAUGUUUGGCCACCCAUGCAAUAUUUGUUGAUCAAGGGUUUGGAGAAUUUGGGUACCCAGGAAUCGAAAGAAUUGUCCGUUAAAUGGGGUCAUCGUUGGGUGAAAUCCAACUUCCAGGCCUACAGCGAGACCAGGGCCAUGUUUGAAAAGUAUGAUGCCGAACGUUUUGGUGGCCAUGGUGGCGGCGGUGAAUAUGAUGUCCAAAAAGGUUUUGGCUGGUCCAAUGGCGUCAUUAUUGAGUUCCUUGAUAAAUAUGGUCGCAACAUUACAUUGCCCGGCAAUGGUGGCAAUGAUGGAGGAAAACUUAAAAUGUGGAGCGUAAUUGGCAUAACGGCAAUUGCAGUGAUUGCUGUUGUAGUGGGAAGGCUAUUAAUCUGAGAUAUUAUUCUUUAAGAAUUAAAAACAGAUGUCGCUCCCCGCCACCCACCUUGCACUCAGGAUGACCCAUUAAUCACAAAAGGAUGAACGACCUUUUUCCCGUUUUUUUAUGUGUUGAAAAUCUAUUUUUGUUUUUGUUGCAAUUUGUUAGUAAUUUGUUUAUAUUGUUGAUUUUUUUUUUCAAUUUUUUUUAAAGAUAUGAUUUUGAAUGGUUAUUUGCAUGACAAUUUAUGAAAUAAUUUCGCCUAAAAGAGUGCAGUAUUAUUUAAGUUAAUUUUUUUGUAUCCUUGCUCCCCCUUGACUACUUUUUUGUUCUCCAUCUUUUCUUCCCUCCCGCUGUGUAUAUUUAAAUGAAUUUUAGAUAAAUUUUAGCAUUUAAUAUUGCUACUAGUUUUUAGUUAGAAUAUUAUUAAUUGUUGUCGCCUAAGAAGUAUAAACUGCACUUGUAAAUUGAAAAAUGGAUUGCUUACAAAUUUGAUUUAAUGAAAAAAAAAAAAAACAAAAAAGAAUAGAUAAAAAUGAUUAUAAAUAAUAAAAAACAGAAUUUGUUAAACUAAUAGAAACUAUCAAUAAAUAAUUGAAUUGCUUUAAUAAAAAAAUUUCUUUUGAAAAAAAAAUCAAA